Messenger RNA from Anolis carolinensis (green anole), 4273 nucleotides. It is a transcript of the gene adra2b, whose product is annotated as adrenoceptor alpha 2B. Gene Ontology annotation, biological process: regulation of vasoconstriction; platelet activation; adenylate cyclase-activating adrenergic receptor signaling pathway. Bases 2018 to 4060 code for a protein of 680 amino acids. The record is from RefSeq and is a predicted model, not a curated record. The transcript has a single exon. Lineage: Eukaryota; Metazoa; Chordata; Lepidosauria; Squamata; Anolidae. Gene Ontology annotation, molecular function: alpha2-adrenergic receptor activity; epinephrine binding. Gene Ontology annotation, cellular component: plasma membrane.
CCAUCCCCUUCCAGUUUGACUGCCUUUGUCUUUCCCUUCCCCUCCCGCAGCUUGUCAAGAGCUGAAAAAACUGCCUGAGAUGGCAAGCCAACGUCAGCGAGAAGGGGAAGGAGGAAAGCAAGCCCAACUCCUCCUGCAUCUGCUUUCAAAAGGCACCGAGAGGUUGGGCAGAGGAAGGAAGGCGGAUGAGCCUCCAAGCGAGACGGCCACGGCCUCUCUCUCAACUUUCCCAGCGAGAACGAAGAAACAGUGGGGUGAACUUCAGCAGGGACAAAAGGACAAAAGGACUUAAGCAAAGGCUCCGCGGAGAGGGCUGUGCCGAAAGGAACGCGCCGCCGGAGCAUCUUCUCCUGAUGUUUUGGACACCAAAUGUUGGGUAUUGUCACUGUUGUGCUCAACUUCUCGCUCCUUGACCUCGUUCGGGGCUGCGAAAUAGCCGGCAAAGCAUCUUUUCCUGACAUCUGGACACAAAAUGUUGAGUACUGCAUCCCGACUUCUUUCUUUUUGACCUCUUUCAGCGCUUCAAAAUAGCCAUCAGAGCAUUUCUUCUUGACAUUUGGACACCAAAUGUUGGAUAUUGCGUCCCAAGUUCUCUCUCCUUGACUUCGAAAUAGCCAUCAGAACAUCUUUUCUCGACGUUUGGACAUCAAAUGUUGGGUAUUGUAUCCUAAGUUCUUUAUCCUUGACUUUGAAAUAGCCAUCAGAGCACCUUUUCCUGAUGUUUGGACUUCAAAUGUAUGUUGUGCUCCAACUUCUCUUUCCUUGACCUCCGAAUUAGUCUACGAAGCAUUUUUUCUCGACGUUUGGACACCAAAUGUUGGGUAUUGUAUCCCAAGUUAUUACUCCGUGACUUCGAAAUAGCCAUCGGAGCCUAUUUUCCUGAUGUUUGGACCUCAAAUGUAUGUUGUGCUUCAACUUGUCUCUCCUUGACCUCCGGAUUAGUCUACAAAGCAUCUUUGGACACCAAAUGUUGGGUAUUGUAUCUGAAGUUCUUUUUCUUUGACUUCGAAAUAGCCAUCAGAGCAUCUUUUCUUGACGUUUGGACACCAAACGUUGGGUAUGGUAUCCCAACUUCUCUCUCCUUGACUUCGAAAUAGCCAUCAGAGCAUCUUUUUCUGAUGUUUGGACUUCAAAUGUAUGUUGUGCUCCAACUUCUCUCUCCUUGACCUCCGGAUUAGUCUAUGAAGCAUCUUUGGACACCAAAUGUUGGGUAUUGUAUCCCAAGUUCUUUCUCCUUGACUUUGAAAUAGCCAUCAGAGCAUCUUUUCCUGAUGUUUGGACCUCAAAUGUUGUGUGUUCUGCUCCAACUUCGCUCUCUUUGAUCUCGAAAGCAUCUUCUCUUGACGUUUGGACACCAAAUGUUGGGUAUUGUAUCCCAAGUUCUCUCUCCUUGACUUCAAAAUAGCCAUCAGAGCAUCUUUUCUCGACGUUUGGACACCAAAUGUUGGGUAUUGUAUCCUAAGUUCUUUAUCCUUGACUUUGAAAUAGCCAUCAGAGCAUUUUUUUCCCCUGAUGUUUGGACUUCAAAUGUAUGUUGUGCUCCAACUUCUCUCUCCUUGACCUCUGAAUUAGUCUACGAAGUAUCUUUUCUUGACGUUUGGACACCAAAUGUUGGAUAUUGUAAACCAAGUUCUUUCUUCUUGACUUCGAAAUAGCGAUUGGAGCCUAUUUUCCUGAUGUUUGGACCCCAAAUGUUGUGUGUUGAGCUCCAACGUCUGUCUACUUGAUCUCCAAAGCAUUUUUUCUUGACGUUUGGACACCAAAUGUUGGGUAUUGUACACCAAGUUUUUUCUCCUUGACUUCAAAAUAUCCAUUGGAGUAUCUUUUCCUGAUGUUUGGACUUCAAAUGUAUGUUGUGCUCCAACUUCUCUCUCCUUGACCUCCGAAUUGAAGCAUCUUUUCUUGACGUUUGGACACCACAUGUUGGGCUUCUCUCUCCUUCUCUGAGCCAAGUCGAAAUGAAGACCUUGCAAAGCUGAGACCGUGGACCGUCUUGGUUGGACUUGCCUUCUCCAAGAUGACCCUGGCCGUGAUGGGUGGCCACGACGGCUACAACGUCCAAGCCACGGCCGCCAUCGCUGCCGUCACCACCUUCCUCAUCCUCUUCACCAUCUUCGGCAACGUCCUGGUCAUCAUCGCCGUGCUGACCAGCCGCUCCUUGAAAGCUCCUCAGAACCUCUUCUUGGUCUCCUUGGCGGCCGCGGACAUCUUGGUGGCCACGCUCAUCAUCCCCUUCUCCUUGGCCAACGAGUUGAUGGGCUACUGGUACUUCGACAAGGUCUGGUGCAAGGCCUACCUGGCGCUGGACGUCCUCUUCUGCACGGCCUCCAUCGUCCACCUCUGCGCCAUCAGCCUGGACCGUUACUGGUCCGUCAGCCAAGCCAUCGAGUACAACUCCAAGCGGACGCCACGGAGGAUCAAGUGCACCAUCCUCGUGGUCUGGCUCCUGGCGGCCUUGAUCUCCCUCCCGCCCUUGGUCUUCAACACCAACCCCAGCGAGGCCCAGGAGGACGCCAAGCGCUGCGAGCUCAACGAACAGCCCUGGUACAUCCUCUCCUCCAGCACCUGCUCCUUCUUCGCGCCCUGCCUCAUCAUGAUCCUGGUCUACGUCCGGAUCUACUUCAUCGCCAAGCGACGGAGCCGGAAAGGGGCCGCACCGAAGAAGGCCAAGGCGGGGAAAAAGCUGCCCCGGAUCCAAAUCACAAGCUCACCCAAACCGUUGGCGGGAGAAGGAGAACCCAACGGGCACCAAGUGACUGUGCGAGAAGAACGAGAACCCAACGGGCAUCAUUUGGGGGUGCGAGAAGGACCCAACGGCCAUCAGUUGAUAAUGCGAGGAGAAGGAGAACCUGACGGGCAACAUUUGAGGAUGAGAGAAGAGCACAAGGGGCAUCAGUUGAGUCUGCGAGAAGAAGAACAUGAUGGGCAUCAGGUGACCAUGCGAGAAGAACCUAUUGGGCAUAAUUUGAGGGUAGGAGAAGAACAAGAACCCAUUGAGCAUCAGUUGAGGAUGGGAGAAGAACGAGAACCCAUUGGGCAUGAGGUGACCAUGAGAGACAAACCCAAGGGACAUCAUUUGAGGAUGCAAGGAGAAGGAGAACCCAUUGGGCAUGAGGUGACCAUGCGAAACGAACCCAAUGGAUAUAAUUUGAGGAUGAAACGAGGAGAACCAGAUGACCAUCAUUUGAAGGUGCAAGGAGAUGGAGAACCCAAUGGGCAUCAGAUAACCAUGCGAGAUGAACCCAAUGGACAUCAUUUGAGGAUGCAAGGAGAAGGAGAACCAGGUGGGCACCAGUUGAAGAAGCAAGGAGAACCCAAUGGGUAUCAUUUGAGGUUGCAAGGAGAAGGAGAACCAGAUGGGCACCAGUUGAAGAAGCAAGGAGAACCCAAUGGGCAUCAUUUGAGGAUGGGAGAAGAACGAGAACCCAAUGGGCAUCAGUUGAGGAUGGGAGAAGAACGAGAACCCAAUGGGCAUCAGUUGAGGAUGGGAGAAGAACGAGAACCCAAUGGGCAUCAGUUGAGGAUGGGAGAAGAACGAGAACCCAAUGGGCAUCAGUUGAGGAUGGAAAGGGAAGGAGAACCCAACGGGCACCAGGUGACCAUCCAAGAAGAUGACCAUCCCUUUGUGAGCCAGGAAGAGAAGAAGACCAGAUCACCCAGUCCUUCCCAGUCUCAGUUGGGGAAGAAACCCUGGCCGGGCAUGGAGACCUUGGCCACGGCCAAGGGCGAGGUGCUGCUGGUGCGGAGGGUGAAGACCCUGAGCGCCAACCCUUGGAAGCGGAAGACCCACCUGAACCGGGAGAAGCGCUUCACCUUCGUCUUGGCGGUGGUGAUGGGGGUCUUUGUGGUCUGCUGGUUCCCCUUCUUCUUCCUCUACAGCCUGCGGGCCGUGUGCUCGGCCAGGCGCUGCCCCAUCCCGGACGUCACCUUCAAGUUCUUCUUCUGGAUCGGCUACUGCAACAGCUCCUUGAACCCGGUCAUCUACACCAUCUUCAACCAGGACUUCCGCAAGGCCUUCCGGAGGAUCCUCUGCCGCCCGUGGACCCAGACGGCCUGGUGAGGCUGAGAACGUGGGUGCUCGUGGGAUUUAAGAGGAUGGGGAACUCUAUUGAUUGAUUGCUGUCAUUUUUGGGAGGGUUGACCCAAAACAGAGAGAAACGGGCCUUUUGUGGACUGUGCCGUGUCCCGCCCAGGGUUCUGUAUGAUGUAUUUUCUGCCAAAGUAUUUUUUCACUAAAAGACAAUGUGCCAAUGGCAUAAACAAAGGAAAGAUC